GAGUGGCUUCAAAUCUCAAGUGAGCAUGUGUAUGUAAGAUAUAAUCUAAGUAUCGAUCCUUUCUUCCCACAAAAGAUUGUGACCAACUUAAGGAUGUGACCAGCGUAAGGUUGUCGCAGAAAGGAAAUUAAUAUAUUUACUGUUUCGAUAAUUAAUAUAAAAAAUAAUAUUAUAUUUUAUUAUCAUUUAAGAUUCAUGAAAAUAUUAAAAUAAAUGGAAAAAAAUAUUGCUGAAGCAGAAUGUACACAGCGGGAAGUUCGUUCCUUCUUAACGGCUCGUGAUCCAAGCAUUGAUCGACGUUGUAGAGCAAGUCCACAGCAAAAAAUAGCGCUUUUUCAUGAUAUCAAGGAAGAAGAUGACGACUGUGAAAUUGAUUCUUCCUUGGAUGAUACUAGUGAUCUUGCUAGUGCAGACGGAAUUAGUGAAACCGCUAGCUCAAGCGCCAACCCGUCGAAUGAAGUGGGAGCAUCCGUCUAUCUAAGGCUGCGUCCAGUAGAUUGUCCGACUUCAACGUUUGCUAUUUCUAAGGAAGGAAAUGUUUUGAUUUGCUCCCCACCUCAUGAAGCAACAAAUUUAAAUAAGAAUUCGGCGGAGAAGCACUACAGUUUUACAGAUAUACUCGAUUCACACGUUAGUCAAUAUGAAUUGUACGAAAAGUGUAUUGGGCAGAAAAUAAUCGCGGAAGAAAGUUUUACCGUUCUAACGUACGGAAUUUCAGGAUCAGGCAAAACGUUUACAUUACUUGGCGAUGAUCAUCGGCCUGGAAUAAUACCUCGCUCCCUUGAAAAUGUAUUUUUCUUAUAUGAAGGUCAAAUAUAUCCACAUCCUUCCGUUAAACUUAUCAACGGGCACAUAACAAUUUUGGAAGAUAGUGCGACUGGUAAAGAAAAUUUAAUGCGGAAAAAGAUAUUGGCACAAAACUUAGAGCUUUAAAGCCAGCACAAAAGUUUCCAACAGUGUAUACGGAACGAGCAUCGUUUCCCGAAAGGCCCCAUUGACCAUGCUCACGUAUUAAUUUGGGUAACCUUCGUCGAGAUUUACAAUGAACAAGUUCACGAUCUAUUAGAUAGCGAUGCUUCUGAAUAUGGUGUGCAGCCAAAUGCUUCUAGGAAAAAUUUGAAAAUAAUUUGCAAUGACGGCCGCGUGUUUAUUAAGUCUGCAACAUCGGUCUGUGUAAAAAGUAGCUUGGAAGCAUUGAAAUUAUUGCGUUAUGGUCAGAAAAAGUUGACAUAUGCAUCAACUUUAAUAAAUGCGAGCUCCAGUCGAUCCCAUUGCAUCUUUCUGCUGGAUGUAUUAAAAUAUUAUACAGGUAAUGUAAUAUCCAAUUUUACACUUAUGUUUACUUAA
Molecule: messenger RNA, 1347 nt
Organism: Glossina fuscipes
Lineage: Eukaryota; Metazoa; Arthropoda; Insecta; Diptera; Glossinidae
Product: kinesin-like protein subito
Exons: 1
Coding region: 214-933 (239 amino acids)
Biological process (GO): microtubule-based movement
Cellular component (GO): microtubule; kinesin complex; nucleus
Molecular function (GO): ATP hydrolysis activity; microtubule binding; ATP binding
Source: RefSeq, a predicted model, not a curated record